AUAGUGCUCUCACUCUUGCAAAUAUAAAAUUGUUAUUUUGGUUUUUUCACGAAGAUUUGUUUACAUUUUUCUUUACUCUAAUUUUCACAAUUUAAGAGUAUUUAGGAGUGAAAUUUCCUUAAAAUUUGGUAUCUUAAGUGUGCCCAAGUUCUUUCUGAAGAAACUUUUAUCCUUAUCGAGGGAAUUCCAACGAGUUGAUUGUAUUUUUCAUUCUAACCUCAAAGUGGUCACAUCACGUGGAGCAACAUGCCUCCACUAAAAAAUAAAUUUAAACGACAUUUCGAGGAGCUCUCACUGGGAAAUAGUAGAGGGAAUGAUGAGGAGAAACCAGAGGAUGAGAUCCCCGAUGAGAUUCGCGUGGCUGAGGAGUCAGAAUCCGAAGAAGAGGGUGAGGAGAAUAACUCCUCAUCUGAUGAUGAAUCAGUGCUGAGUUUUGCUGAUAUGGAUGGAGGUGAGAGUUCACAGGAUGAUACGGAAAGUCCAGGAGAGGAAGAAGAAGGAACUUCCGAAGAGGAAGAGAGUGAUGAAGAAGAAGAGAAAGUUGUGAAGGAUGUGGGAAAACAGGCAGCGCCACAGGUGGAUGAGUAUCAGGAGGAUACAUCAGAUGAGGAGGAUAUUAGGAAUACCGUUGGGAACAUUCCAAUGCAUUGGUACGAUGAAUACAAACACAUUGGCUACAAUUGGGAUGCCGAGAAGAUCGGCAAACCCAUCAAGGGUGAUCAACUGGAUGACUUCCUCAAGCGCAUGGAGGACCCGGACUUCUGGAAGACAGUCAAGGAUCCCCAGACGGGUCAGAAUAUCAUUCUCAGCGAUGAAGAUAUUGAUUUGAUUAAGAAAAUUGCCCAGCAGAGAAUCCCGGAUGGGGAAUUUGAUGAAUUCGCUCCAUGGGUGGAUUGGUUCACGUCCGAAGUGGAGAAGAUGCCCAUUCGGAAUAUUCCUGAGCACAAGCGCUCCUUCCUCCCGUCGCGGACGGAGAAGAAGAAGAUCUCCCGGUAUGUGCACGCCCUGAAAAUGGGCUGGAUGAAGACACGGGAGGAGCGUGAACGUGAAGCGGCAGAACAGCAAAAGGGCCCCAAGUUCUACAUGCUCUGGGAAUCGGAUACAACAAAGGAGAACAUGCGGAGGAUUCAUGAUCACGUGACUGCCCCCAAGAGGCCCCUUCCUGGCCAUGCGGAAUCCUACAAUCCUCCGCCGGAGUAUCUGUUUGACAAGAAGGAAAUGCGCGAGUGGAAGCGACAGGAGCAGGAGCCCCACAAGAGGAAGCUUCACUUUGUCCCGCAGAAGUUUAAGAGCUUGCGGGAAGUCCCGGCGUAUGCGCGGUAUGUGCAUGAACGCUUCCUGCGCUGCCUGGAUCUCUAUCUCUGCCCACGCGCCAAUAGGAUGAAGUUGACAAUUGAACCGGAAUAUCUCAUCCCGAAGCUGCCAUCCCCGCGAGACCUGCAGCCCUUCCCGACGCACGAAACCCUCAUCUACGUCGGGCACAGCGACAUUGUCCGGACAAUGAGUGUUGAGCCACAAGGGGAGUUCAUCGUUACGGGGUCUGAUGACACCUCCAUAAAGAUUUGGGAAGUCUGCACGGCACGAUGCAUUAAAACAAUUCAAAUGAAGGACAUUGUUCGCUACGUAGCCUGGUGCCCCAAUUCCAAACUAUCCCUCAUUGCCGUGGCCAGUGGGCAGCGGUUGCUUCUUGUCAAUCCCGAGACGGGAGAUAAGUUGAUUGUUGCUAAAACCGAUGAACUUCUCGCAGAAGCCCCGGAGAGUGAUUUGCUGGAUCAGGAUCGUCUCAAAACGGCCGUUCAGUGGACAGAACCCGAAGGUUUCGAGCACAAAACCGGCAUCCGGGUGAUCAUUAAUCACUUCAAGCAGAUCAAACAGGUCACGUGGCAUGGGAGGGGUGACUACUUGGCCACUGUAAUGCCCGACGGAGCACACAGAUCCGUCAUCAUUCAUCAGCUCUCAAAGAGACGCUCGCAGUUUCCCUUCAGCAAGAGCAAAGGGCUCGUUGAGUGCGUCAUCUUCCAUCCGGUGAAGCCCCUUCUCUUCGUGGCCACGCAAAAGAGUAUCCGGAUGUACGAUUUGGUGAAGCAGGAGCUCGUGAAGAAGCUAAUGUCCAACAGCAAUUGGAUUAGCGACAUUGCCGUUCAUCCCAAGGGGGACAAUCUCAUUGUGUCGACGUACGACAAGAAGAUUCUCUGGUUCGACUUGGAUCUCUCCACAAAACCCUACCAGACGAUGCGCCUGCACAAGGGGGCCGUCCGUGGGGUGGCUUUCCACAGGAAGUACCCACUUUUUGCUUCCGGAAGUGACGAUGCGAGCGUCAUUGUGUCUCACGGGAUGGUCUACAAUGAUUUGCUCCAGAACCCCCUGAUUGUACCCCUGAAGAAGCUCGAGACGCACGAGAAGGUGAAUGAUUUCGGGGUGUUUAGCGUUGUGUGGCAUCCCUCGCAGCCAUGGGUCUUCUCAACUGGUGGUGAUAAGACAAUUCGUCUCUACACGUGAGCCGCGGUGAGAUAAUAAAAAGAAAAAAAGAAA
Lutzomyia longipalpis is the source of this 2532-nucleotide messenger RNA. Its product is annotated as ribosome biogenesis protein BOP1 homolog. The record is from RefSeq and is a predicted model, not a curated record. Lineage: Eukaryota; Metazoa; Arthropoda; Insecta; Diptera; Psychodidae. The coding region runs from base 247 to 2499 and encodes 750 amino acids. Gene Ontology annotation, cellular component: PeBoW complex; preribosome, large subunit precursor. The transcript has 3 exons. Gene Ontology annotation, biological process: maturation of LSU-rRNA from tricistronic rRNA transcript (SSU-rRNA, 5.8S rRNA, LSU-rRNA); ribosome biogenesis. Gene Ontology annotation, molecular function: ribonucleoprotein complex binding; protein binding.